This is a messenger RNA of Laccaria bicolor S238N-H82, 1923 nucleotides long. RefSeq lists its product as uncharacterized. Gene Ontology annotation, biological process: response to oxidative stress. The coding region runs from base 1 to 1761 and encodes 586 amino acids. The record is from RefSeq and is a predicted model, not a curated record. Gene Ontology annotation, cellular component: nucleus. Lineage: Eukaryota; Fungi; Basidiomycota; Agaricomycetes; Agaricales; Hydnangiaceae. The transcript has 5 exons.
AUGACCACGACCACCCAAGAAACCGAGCAAAACAUGGACAAAUUUUCGACCCUCUUCUCUCCAAGUACACCGCGCGCUUCGCCCAUUCUCGGUACAACAACCCUUCCAAAUCCUUCCCAACCCUCGUCCUCCUCCGUCCCAUCGUUCUACCACAGACACCACGCGAAGCAAGCAAGCUCGGAUUCAGACUUUGGUGCUUUCGUAUCGGUAGGACCGGCUGAAGAUCCUCUUCUCGCGGACUUCGAGUUUAAUGAUAAACAUCCGGUGUUGAAACCCACAACGUUCUUUGACAAAUUUGCGCAGGAUGCGAAGAGGAAGGUGGAGGAGAAGAGGAGGAGUGUGUUGGAUGAGUUGUUGAUGCACGAGGAUGAUCCGAUGUAUUGGUUGAAGGAUGAGCGGACUGUGUCUGUUGAGGAGGAACGGCGGGAACCCAAUGCCACCACGGACGAACAACCAAACGGAUUACUAGACCAACAACCCCUCUCACCCCUCCUUCAAGACCUUGACCUCGAAUUCUUCAAGAAAUCCACCUCACGGCCCAGCCUCAAUCCCUCCUCGUCGCCUACGCGAUCGCCAACCGCACCGGUUCUCGCGCCGCCCACAUUAGCGCCAUUCAUCGCCUCCAAACCCAUCAUCAUCAAUAACAUCGAUUAUCCCAUCUCUUCGUCGCCACCCCCCGACCCAGGACACGCAGAAAGACCCCAUACGACAUCCCCACCCCCAGGACGGUCAACAUCGUAUUCCAGCCGUUGGAUGUCCUCGAUAUUAAGGUCCCACCCCGCGUCGAGUGGUGGGACUCCACUUCCCGGCGCACGAUCGUCAUUGGAGGGCGUAUAUUCUGCGGGGGCGUCUCAUCCUCCUUCACACUCGCACUUCCACCCUCAGCAAUCCCACUCAGAGCCAACGCAGCCUCACCACCCAAUAGCACCCACGCCCAUCCAAAUAACACAUACAACGCCAUUCGCACCUUCCUCGACGAAUCCGUUUGCAACACACGUGUUUAGGCCUAUAAGCGGGGCACCUGGGUUUACGGGUGAGGAUAGAUACGAGAGGUGGGAUAAAGGGUAUUCGAGGGAUUUGGAGAGGGAGUUGGUUGGGCGGGGACGACGUGAUGGGGACGGCGAACGCGAACACUUGGAAUUUGGAUGGGAUGGUGAGAGUGCGGUUAAGCUUGUUGGGAGGAAGGAGGGUACGCAGGAGGUGUUGAGUGGGGGUGUAGCUGAGAUGAUCCGAACACACCUCCCAGCCCUCGCCCGCCUCCCACGUACCUGGACGCUCCUAUACUCUCUAGACCAACACGGUAUAUCGCUCAACACGCUCUACGCGAACUGUGAACGAAACGGCCGUGAAAAUAAUAAGGAUAAGGGAGGGAGGAGUGCGGGUGAGUUGGUGGUUGUGCGUGAUGAGGGUGGGAUGACGUUUGGUGUUUGGUUGGGUGAGGAAGGGGUUAGGAAUGGGAGGGGGAGGGGGUAUUAUGGGAGUGGGGAAUCGUUCUUGUGGAAGUUUGACGGAGAAAAGUUGGAGGUCUUCAAAUGGACGGGGAAGAACGACUAUGUGGCGCUUUGUGAACCAGAGUUUAUAUCUUUCGGAGGGGGAGACGGCCACUACGGAUUAUACCUAGACGAAAACCUCACCGACGGCUCGUCCGCUGCAUGUCCCACUUUCGGGAACCCCCCGCUUUGCUCUUUAGGCCCGAGGAAGGCGGCGGGAUCCGUGGAUUUCGAGUGUGUGGGGCUGGAAGUGUGGGGGUGCGGGCCUUGAGCAUCAUUAUUUUUGGGUGCUUUGUUUGGACGUUUUUUUCGGAGCUCUGAGCGUGGAAUGCUGGGUGGUACCUUGUUUGUGGAUAGAUAUAGGAUGGGCUGCGUGAUGGGUCAAGUGUAUUGUUGCGCCUUUUGACAACUUGGAGAAUAAACAAAUGGCAUC